This is a messenger RNA of Anoplophora glabripennis (Asian longhorned beetle), 345 nucleotides long. RefSeq names its product A-kinase anchor protein 14-like. Bases 1 to 345 code for a protein of 114 amino acids. Lineage: Eukaryota; Metazoa; Arthropoda; Insecta; Coleoptera; Cerambycidae. The record is from RefSeq and is a predicted model, not a curated record. The transcript is spliced from 2 exons. Gene Ontology annotation, molecular function: protein kinase A regulatory subunit binding. Gene Ontology annotation, cellular component: cAMP-dependent protein kinase complex.
AUGCAUAGAGGAGCCUCCAGAGGCAAGGAUAGAGUGAGGUUGGUGCAGGAAAGUGAACUUCAGGUAUCCAGUUUGUUGGAAUUCGACAAGGUCAGCGACUUCUACUUCUACGAAGCAAAGUUUUGCAUACCCACCUUUUGUUAUCCGAUAGCUCAGGCUACAGUCGGGGUCUAUUUCACCAUCGAGGUGAGUAGAGUGGUUCCUGAACAUUUACCUGUGAGGGUAACUUUCAAGCUUGAAAGUUUGAGGAGGGUUCUGGUGCCAGGGGAGAUCUUAGUUGACGACGAGAUGCUGCUACGGGUGCUUUACUCAAAACUGGCAGUGUUCAAGGAAUUGUGCUUUUAG